Messenger RNA from Stomoxys calcitrans (stable fly), 1770 nucleotides. Its product is annotated as nucleolar complex protein 4 homolog A. Gene Ontology annotation, cellular component: Noc4p-Nop14p complex; small-subunit processome; nucleolus. NCBI's taxonomy places the organism in Eukaryota, Metazoa, Arthropoda, Insecta, Diptera, Muscidae. Gene Ontology annotation, biological process: ribosome biogenesis. The transcript has 5 exons. The coding region runs from base 81 to 1625 and encodes 514 amino acids. The record is from RefSeq and is a predicted model, not a curated record.
UAGCCCAAGGCUCGAUCCAUGUGUUUGUUUUCAUUUAUUUUUUAACGUGAUUAAAGGUUUUAAUAAGAUUUAUUCACACAAUGUCGGAAAAAUCAAAUUCCAAUAAUAACCUUAAAAAUAAAAUAUCGAAAGAACUUAGAGCAAAGGCUAAUGAUUUUCUUAAUAACAAAGCUAAAGCUAAUAAUUUGGUGGACAUCAUUCAACAUUUGGAGAACGCCAUUAGAAGUGGCGACAUUCUCACACCUGCCCUCCUAACAUUAGAGGUGGUGUUCACUGAACUGUUAAAAAGAAGGGACAUCGUUUUGUCAUCCACAAAAAAGAAUGAUGAGUCGGAAACAGAAACAAAAUAUCGUGACUGGAUUAAGGAACGAUAUGAAGAAACAUUGAGUCUUAUGCUAAAUGCCAUAGAAAAUUGUGAAAAAACUCAAGACUCUUCGCAGGCAUUGGUGUCGAGCAUGAAACUAUUGGCUGCUGAAGGAAAAUAUCCCAUAGAUAACAUAGAAGCGUUACAUUUUCCACGUAAACGACUACGAAGCAUUAUCGAAAAAAUUCUUUGUGAAACACGUUCCCAAGAGACGGUCAUACAAAGUUUCAAGGAAUACUCUGAAUAUUUGGAUGUUGUGCAAUAUUGUUGGAAUAUUCUUAACGUUGUGGUUAAAAAGACCGGAUACAAAAAUGAAACAUUGGCGCUCAACUGUUUGCAUUUUAUAAAUGCUUUGCCGCUGAGCAAGUCAUUGCAAGAUAGUUCAAAGUUGCUCAUACCUCUGUCAGAAAAAGCUUCAGGAUCGGAACUUUUCGAUUAUUCAGCAACACGCAGACAUAUCAACCGUGUAUGGAAUAAUAUUAUGCAUUGGCUUCAGCCAGACUUGCCAGAGGUUGUGCAUAGGCAAAUGCUUAUAGUAUUAUUGGAGUGCAUUUUGCCACAUUUGGAACAGCCAGUGCUUCUAACUGACUUUCUAAUGGAUUCCCUGGAUUGUGGCGGAGCUGUAUCUCUUUUGGCCUUGCAAGGAGUUUUUACAUUAAUACAGAAACAUAAUAUUACUUAUCCCAACAUAUACGAAAAACUAUACUCCAUGUUCGAACCUGAAAUAUUCCACACAAAAUAUAAGGCACGUCUAUUUUAUUUGGCCGAUAUCUUUUUAACAUCAACACAUUUGCCCGAAAACUUGGUAGCAGCAUUUAUAAAACGAUUGGCACGCUUAAGUUUAAUAUCGCCGCCACAGGAUGCUAUAAUUAUGAUGUAUUUCAUUGGUAAUUUAUUGUUGCGUCACCUGGGUCUUAAGAAAUUAAUAUGCGCCACACAAGCUGAUGAAGUAUCUAAAGACCCUUAUAUAAUGGAGGAGCGUGAACCAACAAAAUCAAAUGCUAUAGACAGUUCAUUGUGGGAAGUCAUUGCAUUGCAGAAACACUCCAUACCUUCCGUGGCAACAGCUGCGCGUUUUAUAUCCCAACCUCUGCCAAAACACGAAUGGGAUUUGUCAACAGUGUUGGAGGUUAAGGAGGACGAUAUUUUCGAUCAGGAAAUUGCGAAGAAAACCAAACAGUACGCUAUGGCUUUUGAGCGACCUCAAACGAUACACUUACCAAAAAAUGAUAAAUUUCAAAGACACUGGUCUUUGAUUUAAACAAUACCAAAUAAAGGAAAACCUUUCCGCCUUGGAAUUAAUCGUCCGUUCAAUAUAUAUUUGCCACUUUUUUUCAUAUGCAUAAAAUUUAUGUCUAGCCAUUCUAGGCUAUUACAAUGGCUAGCUAAAGGGAGACAAGACCGUA